AUGCCUGGCGGGUGCUGCAGAUGCGGUUUAGGGGGCGCGUCCUCUCCGGUUUCCCCGCUGCCGACGGGCAUGCUGAAACGAUGGUCGGAGGCCCAGGUCAGACUCCGCACCAGCAAGCGCUUCCAGCUCCUCGUGGCCGGCAUUACCAUUUUCGCUGUCUUCGCAGACAUCCUUGGCACUGCCAUCAUCAUGCCUGGUCUGGCCUCUGUGUGCACCUUUGCGGAGGGUGGCCCUGGACACUUCCUCGAGCAGCAGCUGGCGGCGGGCCUUCUGUCGCAAGAGGUCUAUGAGGCGCAGACGCAGCAGUACAUCUCCCCGCACGCCUUCAAGGGCGAACCGGGCUCCUGGUCGGGGGCGCCCCCCGUCCCCUACUCGCUGUCCAUGAACCUGGUGAUGUCCUUGGGCUUCUUGGGCUCGGCCCUGGGCUCCCUCUUCUUCGGCUGGCUUUGCGACAAGAUGGGCUGCAAGAUCCCCAUGCAGAUCUGCCUGGGCAUGGGCAUCCUCGGCUACGUCAUCAUCUACGCCUCGGCGAUCUGGGUUAAGUCCUACUACCUCUUCAUGCUCGGCAACGUGUGGAACAACUUCUUUGGGAACUGCAUGCAGAUUGCCUCGACGUACUUCGGGCAGCUCUUCGACGGUGCCGAGCGGGAUAACUACAACGCCAUGGUGCUCGGUAUGGGCCUCAUCGGCGGGACGGUGGGCGCCUUCAUCGUGAUGCCCUUCUCCAACAACCCUAGCAACGGGGCGAACUACUUCGAGUCCAUCUGGUUGGCUGCUGGCAUCACGGGCAUAGCGCUGCUGGCUGUGACCCUGGUGCUGGUGCCACCCGACGAGAAGAGGCGAGAGGUGUCUUCAGAAGAGGAGGCAGACCCGGCCCUACACGCCACGCCGCGACUGGCCUACAGGAUCCUCCUGCUGACAGUGGUGGCAUCCGCUCUGGACUCUGCGGGUGACGAGGGCACGCGCAUGGCCCGCGGGACGAUUCUAACCAGGCUUUUUCCAGACUGGCAGACGGCCGAGCGCCAGAACUACCUGCUCAUGGGCCUCCUGAUCAUGGUCAUCUUCUCCUUGCUGAUCCUCCAGGUGCUCCAGCGCUGCAUGAACCUCGCAGCGGUGGCGGUGAUCGGCUGCGUCUUCACGCUCGCCACACAGCUGGUGCUGAUCCUGGAGCUGGACGUCUGGGGGUUCCUGGCGGUCUGGUACGCCGGGAAGCUGUUUGGCUUCCUCUCCACCUUGGCCUCGGGACUCAUUAUCACGGAGAUCGCUCCCAAGGCCCAGCUCGGCCGUUGGAGCGGCAUCAACGAGGCCUGCUCCAACAUCUCGAUGGCCAUCGCGCCCCUGGUCUUCGCGACGGUCUACGACGAGGUGGGCAACAUUCGCGGCCAGGAGAUGCUGGUCUGCACCUCAGUGAUCUCCCUCUUCGCCCUUCUCGCCUAUGCCCCACUAGUGUCCAUGAUGCCCAAACGCUCCAAGGAAGAGCCCCUGGAGCUCAAGGAGAUGUCUUACUACGAGGGCCUCUCCGACAAGGAGUUCAGCCUCCUUCCGAUGGAGAUUGUGGAGGAGGUCUCCAGCAAGAUGAUCGAGGCCGGCAAAGCACCCCGUGUGGUUCACUGGGGCAGCUACUCCGCAGAGCGGACGAUGCUGCCUGAGUUCCAGGCACGGGCCGUCAAGGAUUUCGAGUACUACUCGAGGGAGUGUGUGCGCAUGCUCUCGAACCGGGAGUUGCUCGCCAAGGAGCAGAAAGAGAUGGCCACGUUCAUAGCGACCACUGGCCAGGUGGAUCGUGAAAGGGCGCAGAAGGAGAUGGGCGCCUGGCUUGCCGAUUACCUGGACGAUGCGGGCUACAUCAGCUGGGAAACGCAAUCGUCGAUCUACAAGGCCAUGAUCAUGACGGCCUUUCCGCCGAUCGAUCCCCUGGAUGGCGUCAAGCCGGAGUUCCACAACAUGUGGGCUGGGCCCCUGGAGGCCCCUUGGGACAAAUGUCCCCAAACCGCCGACAGCUCCUUCCCGCCUUUCCAGGCUCGACAUGCUGCCUUCUGGCCCCAGAUGACCUCCGAUUUCCUAGUGUCCCAAUCAGCCACUGUCCCCAAAUGA
Molecule: messenger RNA, 2094 nt
Organism: Symbiodinium natans
Lineage: Eukaryota; Dinophyceae; Suessiales; Symbiodiniaceae
Source: the annotation of a GenBank genome assembly